UGCCGCGUGGCCGCUCUCACGCUUCUCUCUGUCGUGGUACUUGGAUCCUAAGGAUCCAAAAUCCAGAUUCCAGAGAGGUAGAAAGAAAAAGAAGAGUCAACAAAUCGAAAACGCUAUCAGACUUAUCUCUGUUUUUACUCGUGAUUCAUCUGCUUUUGAUAAGUUACAAAAGAGAUUAUAUUGAAUACAAGAGUAAUUUUACAAAAAUCGGAAAAUACCAUGAAGAAGCAAUUUGACGAGUUCUUAGGAGGAGCUCAGUCACUUCCACAUGAGGUGUCUAUCAUGAACUUUAUCUCUUCACGAGCUCAUGAAAUUUCUGCGAUGACAUCUUCAAUAGAAAAUCCUAAACAAACCAAGUUAAUAUUUCAAAAGCUUCCUGUAUAUAUGCGUAGACGUGUUAUGUCUCAUAAUGUCAAACGAUUGCCACGUAGAUUGCGAGAAGCACAUUUGGCACAAAUGGCAAAAUCAGGGAAUGGCAAAGAUUUACCAUCAACCAACAAGCGACUAUCUCGAAAGUAUCGUAGAAGACCGCGCAAUUUACUUUCUGAAUAUAGUCGCAGACAACAUGAUAAAAUUUGGUUAGAAACACAUAUUUGGCACGCAAAACGUUUUCACAUGGUUGACAAAUGGGGAUAUCGAAUUGCGAGUCACUCAAAUGAUAAGUGUUUUAGAGCUAAUUAUCGAGCUGCUGCAAAAUAUUGCCUUCUGCAAGAUAUUUCUUAUUAUACUUGUAUUGAAAUAAAAGGAGAGGAAAAUAUACUGAAGACAACUUUGGGAAUGCAUUGUAAUCCAUCGAUGUUAACUUUUUCAGCAAAAAAAUAUAUUAAUGGUCAGAGAGAAGGUACUUUGAUGUUUUUUAAAAAAAACGGUUAUCCGCAUUUUCCUAUUGGUAAUGUGGACUUUUUCUGGCAACCAAAUAAAUUGGACAUCCAAACAAAUAUUAAGACUAUUUGGAUCUGGGUACAUCCUGCUUUUUAUGACGAUUUUCUUAGUGAAAUUAUAUCAAGUUUUGAAUUUAAGCAAAAUAAUGCUGAACAAAAUAUAUCUGAUAUUAUCCAUAACUUAAACUGUUUAUACACGAAUGAUGUAGGUUGUAAAAUGAUCAUAUUAAGAAAUGCAUUAAAUAGAUUUCGGCUUCAUGGAACAUCGACUUUAAAUGUACUAACGAAAGCAUUACAAUUGCCAUCCUUAAAUAAAAUAUAUACGGACUUUUGUUCGAAUUAUACAAUUCUAAAAGAUAACGAUGGUCUAAGUAGUAAAAUGAUAGAGUUGAACAAAAUAUCAGUAGAUAACAAUGUUGUGCAACCUAUAGAGAAAAUGGCGAUUGACCAAAUAAGUGAAGAAGAUACUACAACUUCCAAAUAUUUGAGUAUAGAACUUAGUAAAAAACCAUGGUAUAUUAAUUACUACAAAAAACAAGAAAAUAUGAAAGCUUUCGAGACACAAGAACAAUUAUGGCAAAUACUGAAGUCUUUGGGAUCUCCAAAUCACUUACCAACAAAUAUGAUUAUUGGAGUAACUGUUUUAGAUCCACGCUUCUACUUGCCUAAGAAGAAAACAAAAUGUAAUACUGAAAUAACAGAAGCUUUUUCUCGAUUAAUUUCGAUUGAUCAGCCAGUAAUUAAUUCCAACUGUUCUCCUAUUUGGGAUACAGAAAUACGCUGUAUUGUAAGUAGUACUUGCAUACCCACAGGCAUUAUUAAUAAACUGAGAAGUGAAAGUCUUGUACCUGGUGUAUCAAAUGAUCAAUAUUAUAAUGAAAACAUUAUGGCAAAAAUACCUAUACUUCUUAUUCAGAAGCCUGGAACUAUUACAGGUUUAUGUUCUAGUAUGGAUGUUAUUGUACCAACCAAAUGGGCAAUGCCGUUUUGGCUUGCAUUUUUAAUGCAAUGUACAAAAGUAGGUGCCCUUCAAGAAUCAAAAUCGAUAGCUUUUGAAAGUUUGAAUCCAAAUACGGCCGAUAUCAAUGAUCCUGACAGUCCUGCAUACAUGAGAGAAGCGUUGAUUAUAAAGGAGCAAUUGACCAAAAAGUAUUUCCGCUAUCCACCAAAUAGAAGAGUUAAUUUUGUCAAACUUGGAAUUCGUAGCCCUUUCUUUUGCGAUUGGAAAAAUUUGAUGGAAAAUUGGUCGGGCAACGAAGAUUUUUAUGUUUUAAGGAAUCGUGAACUCUUAACACUUUUAGAAGCGGGUAUUUCUGCUGCCAAAAAUAAAAAUGCAAAAUUACUUGCCCAAAACAAACAAUUCAAUUUUCCAGAUUUAGAUAAUUAUAAAAAUUGCCUGAUACGUAUUCAGAUAUCUAUGAUGGGAAAAGGUUCGCCGAAGAAAUUUGCCAUCAUAUGCAUGCCGACAUUCGAAGAUUUGAACCAUUUUGAAAAUAACAAGAAAUGGUUUGGACCUAUAGAAAAAUGUCAUAAUGAUCCGAACGAAAAUAUUCGUAAAGGAUUACGAAAGAAUCAUUUAAUACUAUUAAAACGACUAAGACGUCAAAGAGUUCGACGGAAUCAAGCAUUGAAAGAUAAUGCGUUAAAAUUACUGAAAGAAUCUACCGACAAAUUUAACGAAAGCAAACGUAUAACUAUUUCAUCACAUCGUAAAAUUAUAUCUGAUCAAUUGAUAAAAAUAUCUGAAUUGUAUCUCCCAAAAUGUACAGAAGUUCGCUAUUCUUGCGAUAGAGAAGUUAUGGGAUAUAUAGUACUAGGAGAUUUUUCGUUCAGUCAAGCAAAGGGUAUUGGCAUCGGAUAUAUUACAUUACCGUCACUACUCGGAAUAAUUAACAAAAAAUCUAACAUUGUUCUUAUUAGAAAUACUCAAACACGACAAUACAGAUUAGCAGAAUUAAAUAUAUUAGGUGUUUGAUAUAAUGUAUAUUGUAUAUUUUAUAUACUUUGUACAUACAACGUGUGAAACGUGAUACGUGCGUAUUUUUUAAAUGAUUUAUAUGUUAAUUAUUUUAUCUUUUAUAUUUGAAUGAAAUAUAUUAUAUAUAAAGAAGA
Molecule: messenger RNA, 2993 nt
Organism: Wasmannia auropunctata (little fire ant)
Lineage: Eukaryota; Metazoa; Arthropoda; Insecta; Hymenoptera; Formicidae
Gene: Pop1
Product: ribonucleases P/MRP protein subunit POP1
Exons: 3
Coding region: 220-2856 (878 amino acids)
Biological process (GO): tRNA 5'-leader removal
Cellular component (GO): ribonuclease MRP complex; nucleolar ribonuclease P complex
Source: RefSeq, a predicted model, not a curated record